This is a messenger RNA of Chaetomium globosum CBS 148.51, 1224 nucleotides long. RefSeq lists its product as uncharacterized. The record is from RefSeq and is a predicted model, not a curated record. The transcript has 9 exons. Gene Ontology annotation, biological process: urea cycle; L-arginine biosynthetic process. Gene Ontology annotation, molecular function: argininosuccinate synthase activity; ATP binding. Gene Ontology annotation, cellular component: cytoplasm. Bases 1 to 1224 code for a protein of 407 amino acids. NCBI's taxonomy places the organism in Eukaryota, Fungi, Ascomycota, Sordariomycetes, Sordariales, Chaetomiaceae.
AUGGCUGCCAAGCGCGUUUGUCUGGCAUACUCUGGCGGGUUGGAUACCUCUGUUAUCCUGGCCUGGCUCAUUGAGCAGGGUUAUACCGUUGUUGCGUUCCUCGCAGAUGUGGGGCAAAAUGAGGACUACGACGCAGUCAAAGCGAAGGCUGAGAAGAUCGGUGCCGAGCGCAUGAUCAUCCAGAAUCUCCAGCAGGAGCUUGUGGAAGAGCUGGUCUGGCCAGCUGUGCAAUGUUCGUUUGGCCGCCCCCGUGCGAAGUGCACAACACCUGCCCACGGCUAUUCUGACAUUCCAUCCAGGUGCGAUUCGAGCUGGCCUGGAAGGCUCUCGAUCAAACGACGAAGACGAUCAUCCCGUGGCGCCUACCGGAGUUCUACGAGCGAUUCGCGUCCGUGCCCCUGCCACCCCCCCUCUCUCGGAGAUGCUGACCCAGACAGUGGACGUCAAGCCCUCUUGGACUUUGCUGAAGCCAAGGGCGUUCCUGUGACUUCGACUAAGCAGAAGCCGUUUUCCAUGGAUGCCAACCUUAUCCAUUGCUCAUACGAGGCGGGUAUGCUCGAGCAGCCCGAGCUCGAGGCGCCGGCCGACAUGUGGACCAUGACCGUGGAUCCCAUGAAGGCCCCUGAUGAGCCAACCAGGUUCACCGUCCACUUUGAGAAGGGCAUCCCAAUCAAGCUAGAGGUCGGUGACAAGACCAUCACCGGCUCGCUGGAGAUCUUCAAGGCUGCCAACGAGAUUGGCCGGGCUAAUGGAGUUGGCCGCGUCGACAUCGUCGAAUCGAGGUUCAUUGGUCUCAAGAGCCGUGGCUGCUACGACACACCCGGCUUGACGAUCCUGCGCACCGCUCACAGAGAUCUUGAGGGUCUUUGCAUGGACUCUAAGGUCCGUGCCAUCCGUGACCAGAUGGUCACCUCGAACUGGACGACCUGCCUCUACAAUGGCAUGUACUUCAGCCCAGAACGCGAGUUCCUCCACAAUUCCAUCGUCUUCAGCCAGAGGCACAUCGAGGGCAAGGUCAACAUGGUGGCCUACAAGGGCAGCGCAUUCGCCGUCGGACGUUCCAGCGAGACUUCCAACCUCUACUCCGAGACUGAGUCGUCUAUGGACACCCUCGAGGGCUUCUCCCCAGUUGACACGAGCGGCUUCAUUGCCAUCCAGGCUAUCCGUCUGGAGAAGUACGGUGCCCGCAAGAUCAGGGACGGCGAGCCUCUUGCCCCUGUCUAG